This is a messenger RNA of Effrenium voratum, 357 nucleotides long. Lineage: Eukaryota; Dinophyceae; Suessiales; Symbiodiniaceae. The record is from the annotation of a GenBank genome assembly.
AUGUCAAGCCGCGCGCCAACGCUUUGGCUUGACUCGAUCAUACCUUUCACCUGCGGGGUUGGCUUUGGUUCUUUGAGCUAUUUUUGUACUCAGCAAAAAGGCCGCUACAUCAAGCUCAUGGGACGCCCGGCGGCAGCACCAGAAAUGCAGAUUGAGCCAUGUCAGCAACGCAGCAAUCGGUUCACACAGUCCAAGUGCUUCUCGUGGAAGGCCCCAAAGCCGGAGUUUACUGCAACACUUUGUCUCUUACAAACAGCAAGCUGUACUUGCCCCAAGUGUCGAUUGGAAUGUCGUUACAUUACUUGGCAUUGCUUGGAAGGCCAAAUUCGCUUCCAAGAAGGACCCAGAGCCUUCUGA